AUGUAUUGGUUCCAUGCUCUCCUGGUGACUGUGUUUGCAUUCCUCGCCAGCACUGAUUCUCUGUCAGCAGCAGCACAUUCCGGACAAAGGAAAACAGGCUUGACGAAAUCGUCAACCACGGCGAUCGUUUCAAACGCAAAGAGAUCACUGAGAUUCAACGAUAAGGAAAAUGGUGUGGUUGGCGGUGAAGAUAUUAUCGAGGGGAGAGGCGGUGGCAAGCUGUCCGACUACUUUGGGAGGUUUGGUGGCAUGAAAAGUAAAAUGUUACAGUGGGCUCGGGCAGGCAAGUCCGACGAUUUCGUGAUUGAGAAUUUAGACCUUAAAGUCUAUCGGGACAUACGCUCAAGAGUAACAAGAACUACAAGCAUAAUAAGCAGUUUCAAGAGGCUCUCUUGGAUAUCUCGCUCAAGAAAAUGA
Molecule: messenger RNA, 417 nt
Organism: Phytophthora infestans T30-4
Lineage: Eukaryota; Oomycota; Peronosporomycetes; Peronosporales; Peronosporaceae
Product: secreted RxLR effector peptide protein, putative
Exons: 1
Coding region: 1-417 (138 amino acids)
Source: RefSeq, a predicted model, not a curated record